AUGCAGGAAUCGUGGAUCCGUCUCUUUUGUUUCGCUCUUCUUGCUUUGUUCGCCCUACCCGUCGAGUCGUUGCCGAAGAAAAACGGUAAUGCUGGGGCCUCAGAUGGUAGUAAUGGAGUAGCUGUACCUACUACAAUUACUCAGGCGACCGACGGCUCGAUGAUAUUGGACAAGUCAGUCCAGAUCAACGGCCUGAACAUUCGAUACAAGAUCAGUGCCCCAGCAAAUCAAUUUACUGCCGCGUCGGGCGUUCCCGGAGGCACAGCUACGGGGAAUGGCACAAUGGGAGUCAAUGUUCUUCUCCAUGGCGAUGGCGGACAAUCCUUCUUCGACUUUCCCAAUCAAGCGGUCCAGGACAACAAGAUGGGCGUGGUCGUAUUGGCUCCAAACACGAAGAUGUUCUGGGGUGGGGGCAGCGGUCUUCAACGGACGGAUGGUGUCGCGCACGCUGCCGCCGUGAACACUCUGAUUCAAACCCAGAUGGCCCAGGACGUUUCGUUUGAUCCUGGAAAUGUCUACUUCACGGGCGUCUCCGGCGGCUCGCUCCUCAUGUCUGGGUACUUCGUCCCGGCCUACGGUGCCAUGUACAAGACCGGCGUCGUUCUGAACUGUGGGGGGAUGGCUCCCCAAGUUGCCGUUGUAGACAGCGCCAAUCUGAUCUCCAACAUGAAGAUCCACUUCCAGAGCACCAAGGACGAGCUGUCUCUGCUGCAAGGCUCCAUCCCGCAAUCCGUCAUGGCGUACGAAAAGCUGGCUACCGACGCCGGCCUUUCAGCUGACCAGAUCGGGGCCCUACAGACCGUCGACAACACGCCGAAUGGAGGAGGGCACUGCGGUUUCGAUGGACAAGGCUUCGUUUCCGGUAUCCAGUUGGUAAUGAACGGCUACUCCAACAUCAUCGGCACGAACCCGAGCGGAAAUGUUACGGGAAUCAGUCAAAAUGUCCUUACAACCGUGGUCGGUAACGAGAACGUGGUAUUCACCAGCGCCACCUGA
Drepanopeziza brunnea f. sp. 'multigermtubi' MB_m1 is the source of this 996-nucleotide messenger RNA. RefSeq lists its product as uncharacterized. NCBI's taxonomy places the organism in Eukaryota, Fungi, Ascomycota, Leotiomycetes, Helotiales, Drepanopezizaceae. The record is from RefSeq and is a predicted model, not a curated record.